AUGACGAUUGCUGCCAAGAAGCCGGAGAUUGGGUCACAAGUAGAGGAUCAGAAGCAAUUCUCUGAGUCCAAGAACUUGGCACAGAAUGGAUUUUCGGUGCCGGAGUCCAAUGCAUUUGGCCAAUCAUUUAGGGAUUAUGAUGGAACUGUAAGACUAAACACUGUGGAGAAAUGCUACCAGUUGAACCACAUUAACCAAACAUAUGAUUAUGUAAAGAGGAUGAGGGAAGAGUAUGGGAAAUUGAACAAAGUAGAGAUGAGCAUAUGGGAAGGGAUUGAUCUGCUUAACAGUUUUGAGGAUGAAAGUGACCCUGAUUUGGAUGAACCUCAGAUUGAGCACUUGCUGCAGUCAGCUGAAGCCAUAAGAAAAGAUUAUCCUGAUGAAGAUUGGUUACACUUGACUGCCCUUAUUCAUGAUGUUGGAAAGGUUCUUUUUCAUCCUAAAUUUGGAGAGCUACCCCAGUGGGCUGUUGUUGGAGACACAUUUCCUGUUGGUUGUGCGUACGACGAAUCGAUUGUUUAUCACAAGUAUUUCAAGGACAAUCCAGAUUACAACAACCCUGCUUACAGCACUAAACUUGGAAUCUACUCGGAAGGAUGUGGACUAGAAAAUGUGCUGAUGUCAUGGGGGCAUGAUGAUUACAUGUACUUGGUUGCAAAGGAAAAUGGAACAACUCUACCUCCAGCUGCAUUAUUUAUCAUCCGAUAUCACUCAUUUUACCCAUUGCACAAGGCAGGAGCAUAUCAAUACCUAAUGAAUGAAGAGGAUAGACAGAAUUUGAAGUGGGUUAAAAUAUUCAACCAAUAUGACCUCUACAGUAAGAGCAAGGUACGAGUUGACGUCGAAAAAGUUAAGCCAUACUAUCUAUCCCUCAUCGAAAAGUAUUUCCCAUCAAAACUCAGAUGGUGA
Molecule: messenger RNA, 909 nt
Organism: Alnus glutinosa
Lineage: Eukaryota; Viridiplantae; Streptophyta; Magnoliopsida; Fagales; Betulaceae
Product: probable inositol oxygenase
Exons: 11
Coding region: 1-909 (302 amino acids)
Biological process (GO): inositol catabolic process
Cellular component (GO): cytoplasm
Molecular function (GO): inositol oxygenase activity; iron ion binding
Source: RefSeq, a predicted model, not a curated record